CUUUUGCAUGCGCUCGACGUGCGGAUGUGAUAUAAGUCGACAUUUGACAUGUACUUGUCUUCCCAGAGUUCCGUACGUGUAGCCAUAUUGCAAUACACACUGACAAAACUUCAUAUUCUGAAAGUGAAAACAAAGAGGGAUUCGCUCAACUUUUGUCUCUAAAUUGUAAUUUCGAAAGUGAUGCAUGCCUCUCUCAAGCAAAGAAAAGAUUGCCUCAUGCAAGACCACCCUGGAGGCGAACACGCGAAAGCGUAGAGCGUCUGAUAAUAAUCACCUUCAUACGAAGAGAGCCAGGGACGAUCUCGGCACCGGCGAACACAGGCAGUCGGAAGCCAAAAAUAUGGGCGAAGCGACGCCCAAAAGAGCAAACUUUUCUGCGUUAAACCCGUCAAAUAACGGGUUCAACAGCAGGUCAUCACCUCUUGUAAAUAACAAACCAGGGACCUCGAAAAAGCUUGUUAUAAAGAAUUUCAAAGUCAAGCCUGUCCUCCCAGCCAACUACCAACAGCAGACAUGGGACAGACUGAAGGAGGCCGUCCAAGCCAUCCACAAGAGCAGGCCCAUCAAGUACAGUCUAGAGGAGCUGUAUCAGGCGGUCGAAAACAUGUGCUCGCACAAGAUGUCUGCCUCCCUGUAUGACCAGCUCAAAGAAGUCUGUGAACAGCAUGUGGCUUCACAGACUGGACAGUUUACUAGUGAAAUGACAGACAGUCUGACGUACUUGAAGCAACUUAACACCUGCUGGCAAGAUCACUGUAGGCAGAUGAUCAUGAUCAGGAGUAUAUUUCUGUUUCUGGAUAGGACCUAUGUACUACAGAAUUCACUAGUAUCUUCUCUAUGGGACAUGGGACUAGAUCUCUUUCGCUCUCACAUCAUUAGCAACAGGACUGUACAGAAUCGGACCGUAGAGGGCCUCUUGAUGCUAAUAGAGAGCGAGAGGACGGGGGAUGUCGUCGACCAUAGUCUUCUCAAAAGUCUUCUUCGAAUGCUCUCAGAUCUACAGAUCUACGAAGAGGCAUUUGAGAAGAGGUUCUUGGAGGCUACACAGAUGCUUUAUGGUGCAGAGGGACAGAGGCUUGUUCAUGAAAGAGAGGUACCCGAGUACCUUACUCACGUCGACAAACGUCUAGAGGAGGAAUCGCAGAGAAUUCUACAUUACUUAGACCACACUACCCGAAAACCUCUAAUCGCCUGCGUAGAGAAACAACUGCUGGAAGACCACAUUGGAACUAUUCUGCAGAAAGGUUUGGACAGGCUACUAGAGGCCAAUCGGGUGGAUGACCUUACGCUACUCUACAGACUGCUGCAGAGAACAAAGAACGGCCUCCAUGAUUUAUGUCAGUACUUCAGUGCUUUUAUCAAGAAAACAGGCACUACUAUAGUUAUAGACUCAGAGAAGGACAAAACUAUGGUCCAGGAACUCCUAGACUUCAAGGAGAAGCUGGACAACAUCCUCCAGACCUGCUUCGCCAAGAAUGAGAAGUUCUCUGUCUCUCUGAAAGAUUCUUUUGAGAAUUUCAUCAACAAAAGGCUCAACAAACCAGCAGAACUUGUUGCAAAGUAUGUUGACAACAAGUUGAGAGCUGGUAACAAGGAAGCUACGGAGGAAGAGCUUGAGAGACUCCUGGACAAGAUCAUGGUUCUAUUCAGGUUCAUCCACGGGAAGGAUGUAUUUGAAGCAUUCUACAAGAAGGACUUGGCUAAGAGACUACUAGUUGGCAAGAGUGCUUCAGUGGAUGCAGAGAAGUCCAUGCUCUCCAAGCUCAAGCAAGAAUGUGGUGGUGCCUUCACAUCCAAGCUAGAAGGAAUGUUCAAAGACAUGGAACUCUCCAAAGACAUCAUGUUCGCAUUCAAACAGCAUAUGCAACAUCAGUGUCAUGCAACUGUAAUGGAUCUCAGUGUGAACAUUCUAACCAUGGGAUACUGGCCAACGUAUAAACCACUAGAGAUACAUCUACCAUCAGAGAUGGUCAAUCUUCAAGAGCAGUUCAAACGGUUUUACCUUGAUAAGCACAGUGGUCGCAAACUACAAUGGCAGCCAAGCCUAGGUCACUGCCUCGUCAAGGGUCAGUUCAGAGAAGAGGGCUCUUCGGUAAAGGAGCUUCAGGUGUCACUCUACCAAACACUAGUCCUGCUCCUCUUCAACGAGGGGGAUAACUACUCACUAGAAGAGAUCGCACAGGCUACCAACAUCGAGGACAGUGAACUAAGGAGAACUCUUCAGUCGCUAGCCUGUGGCAAGGCGAGAGUCAUUGUUAAACUACCAAAGGGUCGAGAGAUUGAGGAUGGUGACAAGUUCCUCUUUGCCAAUGAAUUCAAGCACAAACUCUUCAGGAUCAAGAUCAACCAAGUCCAGAUGAAAGAAACGGUGGAGGAGCAGGUGACCACCCAGGAGAGGGUGUUCCAGGAUCGGCAGUACCAGAUUGAUGCAGCUAUCGUCAGGAUUAUGAAGAUGCGCAAGUCACUAAGUCAUAAUCUACUAGUCUCUGAACUCUAUAACCAGCUGAGGUUUCCAGUUAAGCCGUCUGAUCUAAAGAAGAGAAUAGAGAGUCUCAUCGAUCGGGAUUACAUGGAGCGUGACAAGGACAACCCCAACCAAUAUCACUACGUUGCAUAAACCCUGCAAGACUUGUACAGAGACUAACCAAUGUAUCCCCUCCUAAGGGGAAUGUUAGAUAGUGGAAAGAGAGAAAGAAAAACAAGCGUGCUGGAUGGAGAACAAUUUGUGAAAUGUUGAUUGUAAUUGAAUUCUUGACUUACAAGGUGAAUUUCGUCCUGCCUGGCUCCUCUCAUGGAUACCUGCGCUCAAAGCAAGCAGAAAGGAUUGCGAGAUCUUGUCGGAUAUUCAACAGAAACGCGAGCGAUUAUUUUAUUUCUUCUACUUUCACUGACGAUGAAUAUUUUGAUGUUAUAUUUUCAUCUGAUUGCACAGUCACUCAUCGUUUGAAAGGGACUAUUUACUUGCAGAUAUUUAAUAGAGGGAAGGGAAGGCAUUGUACUAUUGAUAAUUAUAUUUUUUACCAAAAUGACAGAAUGAUUGCGAUAAAUAUACCCCCCACUUCAAUGGUCUUUAUGGCAUAUAUAACGUAAGUCUUGUUCAGAUAUGCAUCGUUACACCGCAGCAUUUUUUCCCUCAUUUUUCUGAUGUCAUAAAGUGUAAUACACUUCACAUUACUGUAUCUUGCAACGCAGAGCUAAGUCAACAUGUGUUUUACUCAGUUGCCAUUUAUUUACUCAUUGCGGAGGUUUACCUGGGACCUGUUUCACAAAACUUGUCAUUAGUGACAAAUGACAGUUUUUGUUAUAAGCAACUGAAAUCCUUGCUACUGAUUGGUUAUCAGCAGAUUUGUCACUGAUAUUUGUCAUUUGACAUUGAAAAAAGGCUUUGUGAAACAGGUCCCUGGUCAUAUCUGAACAGGCCUUAAGAGGUACUUUUUAACAUUUUUUGUUUGUUUUUUGUGUCGAUACAUAGAGCGAGAAUCUAAUGUGGAAUAUUGCAAAGUUGAAGCAACGGGAUCCUUGGUUACUAAGUCACAUUUUAAAAGAAACUCUCCUUCAUUUGUUUUCUCAUUUGGGAAUGCAAAUCAGAAACCUCCCAUGAAUCUUGUCGUUCUCUACAAAGUUAAUUUGAGAAAAUGCCUGUCUUAAUAUCAGCCCACUACACUUUUGUCAGAUUUUGCAUCAUAUCGUUUUAAAUGUUACAAAGGUAAGAUUGUUUGGUAAGAAUUGAUUCUCUUUGUUUUUCAUGAAUGUGGUGAAGCAUAGAUUUAUGCCCCAAAGAGUCUGCAAUGGAGUAAACUUGUGAUGUCCACUUUUAAGAGUGGACUGAGAAAUCGAGAACCUUUAAACCACCUAGAAAAAAUAACCC
Molecule: messenger RNA, 3868 nt
Organism: Strongylocentrotus purpuratus (purple sea urchin)
Lineage: Eukaryota; Metazoa; Echinodermata; Echinoidea; Camarodonta; Strongylocentrotidae
Product: cullin-4A
Exons: 19
Coding region: 185-2617 (810 amino acids)
Biological process (GO): DNA damage response; ubiquitin-dependent protein catabolic process; protein ubiquitination
Cellular component (GO): Cul4-RING E3 ubiquitin ligase complex
Molecular function (GO): ubiquitin protein ligase binding
Source: RefSeq, a predicted model, not a curated record